AUGACUAGCAAGGCGGAUAAAAGGUUAGCUGAGAAUCUACUGAUUCGAAAGCGAGUUUGUUCACUUCGAGAUGUUAUAGAACAGUUCAAGGAAGAUUACAACCAUGAAAGUGAUUCUAACCAAACAAAUGUAAGAUUAGAGACUCUUGAUAGGCUCAAUAGAGAGUUUCUUGAAGCACAGGCUGAGAUAGAAAUGCUCGAUAAACCCGAUGCGUUUGAGCAACAUUUACAAUUGCGAGCUGAUUUCGAAAAUCGAUUUUGUGUGCUAAAGGGUUUCUUGCUGUCAAAGAUGGACAAUCAGCAGCAAAUACUAAAUUCAACUCUAGCUAACUUCAGUCACCAACCAUCAUCGGCUAGUUUUCAUCAUCGGCUACCAAAGAUUGAUUUGCCAAAGUUCAACGGAGAUGAGUCACGCUGGAUUUCCUUUCGAGAUAAUUUUCUAUCUAUGAUCCACUUCAAUGAUGAUAUUCCUUCAGUAAACAAGCUACAAUAUUUGCUGCAGGCACUUGAGGGAGAUGCCAAGAAGCCGUUUGAGACCACCGAUGUGCAGGCAGAUAAUUAUGCGUCUACAUGGGAUGCUCUGAUGAAGCGAUUUGACAAUAAGCGGUUCCUGAAAAAGGAGUUAUUUAGGGGAUUAUAUGAGUUACCAGCAGUGAAGCGCGAGUCCGCCCAGGAUCUGAAUACGUUGGUUGAUGACUUUCAACGCCAUGUGAAGGCUUUGGGGAAACUAGGAGAACCGGUUAAAACCUGGAACACACCGUUAGUCUACAUUCUUACCAGCAAACUGGAUGUGGUAACAAUUCGAGCCUGGGAGCAAGAAACUCGCCAGAAGGAUGAUGUCACGUACGAAGAGCUCGUUGAAUUCCUAAUACAGCAUGUGCGCAUGCUCAAGUCCGUGUCUAGUGAUUUGCAACACCGUUCACAACCAGCUACUAUUAAGGUGGCCGGAUUCAUUCCAAAGAAAUCCAAUAGUGGCAAAUUCGUGGCCAAUGCUGCUACAUCCGAGCCUAAGUUUGUCAGCGAAGCUUGUGUUGGAGCUGCUUCCGUACGAACCAUCAAGCGAGAGACUGUAAGUCCAGGUUUAAAUGUAGAACAUGCCAUGCAAAGCACCACACGUUAUUGCACGACCAAAGUGCACCCAAUAAAGCAUCCCCCACUCCUGUUGUCAGAUCAGAUAACGUUUGUAUACAACAAACCCCAUCCACGUCAGCGAAUGUAG
Messenger RNA from Sabethes cyaneus, 1218 nucleotides. RefSeq lists its product as uncharacterized. Lineage: Eukaryota; Metazoa; Arthropoda; Insecta; Diptera; Culicidae. The record is from RefSeq and is a predicted model, not a curated record. Bases 1 to 1218 code for a protein of 405 amino acids. The transcript has 2 exons.